Molecule: messenger RNA, 2561 nt
Organism: Drosophila bipectinata
Lineage: Eukaryota; Metazoa; Arthropoda; Insecta; Diptera; Drosophilidae
Gene: hrm
Product: solute carrier family 16 member hermes
Biological process (GO): transmembrane transport
Cellular component (GO): membrane
Molecular function (GO): monocarboxylic acid transmembrane transporter activity
Source: RefSeq, a predicted model, not a curated record
AAAUAUUAAAUACUGUUUGUCAGCGGGAAGCGUUAGCUCCUUUAGAUGAUUUCCAGUGCGAUACAUUGGUGCACAUUAAAUCAUCGAACUGCCUUUAUUUUUCACCCUUUGUUUUGUAUAUAUUUUAAAUGAUAUUAGCAAAUAAUAACAAGUCGUGCCCGCCAUUGUAAAUACAAAAAUAUCAUUUUAAAAAAUGUUACCCGUGUUGUUCAUGGCUUAAGAAAUGAUCGGAAAAACCUGUGCGUGCCAUGUAACCCCCUUACUCGACAAAGAACAAUAAAUUGAACAAAAACGUGGUGUGCGUUUACGUCUUGUACGUCAUAGAUAGACAUUACAAAGGACGAAUUUACUGUAGCUAAAUAAUCAAGUUCUAGACCAUGCAAAAGGGAAGAAUUAUUGGUACAAAAACAUCUAACAAAGCAAAAAUUAAAGAUCAUAAUAUAAAUGGGACUUCAAAUACGAAUAGUAAUAAAACCGGUAAAUUAAUCCCCAAGAAUGAUGACUGUGAAUAUGAUUUGGUUCCUCCUGAUGGUGGAUGGGGUUGGUUAGUAUUGUUGGGGUCGUGCUUGACGAACAUCCUAAUUCCUGGGACUAUCAAAAGUUUUGGAGUUCUUUUUGUCGAGUUUACCGCGGCUUUCAAAUCUUCAGCAACAAAGGCUUCUUGGAUACCAGCUCUAUGUUACUUUCUCUACAGUUCCUUAGGUCCUGUAUCAAGUAUUCUUUCUGUGAAAUAUUCAUAUCGAACCGUCACUAUUCUGGGUGGAGCCUCCGCGUCUUUAGGAAUGAUAUUAUCUUUCUGGGCUUCUUCAAUAGGAUACUUGUACAUUAGCUAUGGCGUUUUGGUCGGAAUUGGCGCGGGUCUUUCCUUUCCACCCACAGUGUACAUUGUAACGUCGUAUUUCGCUAAACUACGAGGUCUAGCCAAUGGACUUUGUAUUUCAGGCAGUGCCCUGGGGAGCAUUUUUCUUCCGCCUCUUUUGCGCUGGCUUCUAGAGACUUACGGAUACCAUGGGUCUUGUUUAAUUAUGGGUGGAAUCACAUUAAACGUUUUUGUUGCUGCUCUUUUCUACGAGCCGGUUGAACAACAUAUGAUCCGAGUUCCAAGGGCUCGUCAGGCGUUGGAAGACAUACCAGAAGAAGAAGACAUGGGCAUUGUAAUGAAGUUUGAAAAUGUUGAAGAUAAUACGCCUGGGAAUGACACAAAUGACAAGCAUUUGUUGACUUGUCAUUCACCUCCUUCCCCAAUGUAUUUGCACAACGAUGAAAAGCAGCAUUUCGUCCGGAGCGCAUCAGCAGCAGUUGUUCAGAACUAUACAAAACAUGGUGAUGAUUUCCAAAAUCGAACUCGUAAAAUAAGUACACCAGUUAGAUUGCCCCAAAGAAAUCAAACAUUUACGCCUGGCCAAUUGAACUCUCAGUCUUCCCUGUACGCCGUUCCCGAAGGUCGCUCCAGUUCAAGCAAACUUACUUUAAGGAAUUCUUCGAAGUCAAGAUUAUCAAAGCGUUCCCCUUCUACCAGUAGCUUUUUAUAUGUCAGCACCCCAUAUCACGGCAGCACAUUGUCAUUUCAACCAAAAGAAUUCUCCUCACAUUUAUCCCUACGGUCUUUGGGCAGUAGUGGUGCAGGACCUAGUAACGAUCUUGCCGGCGCUGAUGGUUUUCAUGACAAUGACGAAACCCGAGGAAAGGUGCAAUCGAGCCAACGCUCUAAAUUUUUCGACCUUAGCCUAUUUACAGAUCCAAUGUAUUUGGUUAUAUUAAUCUCCAACUCGACAAAUGCCAUAAGCUACACAAAUUUUAUCAUAUUACUUCCCAGUUUUGGCGAAGCCAGGGGAUUUGAUAAAACACUAGCUGCCUAUCUGUUGUCCGUUGUAUCAGCAACCGAUCUCAUUGGUCGUAUAGGAGGUUCAGCUCUUUCUGACAUGGGCUAUAUACCAAAGACUUGGUACUUCGUUGGCGGUUUGUCAGUAUCAGGUCUUUCCCUUGCUCUGUUACCAUUUGCAUGGUCAUACAGCGUGGUCUGUUUUUGGUGUGCAUUGUUUGGGCUCGCGUCUGGGAUCUAUGUUGGAAUAACAGCUGUUAUCAUGGCAGACAUGCUUGGAACGGAACGCUUGACAUCGUCUUACGGUAUCAGUUUGUUUGUCAAUGGCAUACUUCAGUUGAUUGGCCCACCUCUGUGCAAUUUUUGGUUCGAGGCGGUCAAUGAUUACAAUCCACUUUUCCACGCUCUGGGAUUAACGCUUUUAGGCGGUGCCAGUCUUUGGAGCUUUAUGCCAUGGAUUAAUCGAAGAAAAGUUAAAGAAGAAAAGCGAAAGGAGCAAAUGGACGAAGAGGCUGCCGAUAGCAAUUAAAACGAAAACAAUGCUAAAGUCUCUAGUACGAGAUAGAGUACAAUUAUUAUAAGAUAGACUUCGUAUGGCGUACAAAUUGUAGUUGAGUCCUGUGUGAGUGCAGUAUAAAUGGCCAUUAUUGUGAGGAAAUAAGUCAUGUUAUAUAAAUUGUUUAUUUUUUCAGCCAAAGUUUUUUGGUCCUUUUGUUAUUUCCUAAUUGUAAAAUUUUGU